Messenger RNA from Symbiodinium natans, 318 nucleotides. NCBI's taxonomy places the organism in Eukaryota, Dinophyceae, Suessiales, Symbiodiniaceae. The record is from the annotation of a GenBank genome assembly.
AUGGAGGAGCAGAAGCUGUCCAGCUUCAUGGAAUCCAUGGACAUCUCUACGAAAGAUAUUUGGACGCUUUUCAUGCUCAUCGACGCCGAUGAAAGCGGGGAAAUCUCCAUCGACGAGUUUGUUUCAGGUUGCAUGCAACUUCAAGGUCCGGCUAAAAGCAUCCAGCUGGCCAGGGUGCGUCACGAGAACAACCUGAUGCGACGUGAUAUCAGGAAUGUCUUGGAUGAAGUGAAGGCCGUCAAGAAGUCCUUGCGGUCUGCGGAGCCGAAGAGAAAGAGCAAGGCGAGUGAUGAGGACGCCAAUCUCGCGACCCUCUAG